This is a messenger RNA of Onthophagus taurus, 2569 nucleotides long. RefSeq names its product sodium/potassium-transporting ATPase subunit beta-2. Gene Ontology annotation, biological process: intracellular potassium ion homeostasis; intracellular sodium ion homeostasis; potassium ion import across plasma membrane. NCBI's taxonomy places the organism in Eukaryota, Metazoa, Arthropoda, Insecta, Coleoptera, Scarabaeidae. Gene Ontology annotation, cellular component: sodium:potassium-exchanging ATPase complex. The record is from RefSeq and is a predicted model, not a curated record. Gene Ontology annotation, molecular function: ATPase activator activity.
UGGUUGUUUUUCCGUUGAGAUGGCGCGCGUGAGGCGCAAAUUUCCGCGGCAAGCAGCAGCACCAGCAGCAAGCUUCGUUAUUAAAUUCCGUCGAUCGAAGACCGAGUCGCGCUAGUUGCGCAUGUUCCCCGAUGCCACCCCAGGAACCGAUCCGGUAGAACAUCCCUUCUGCUCGUAACGAAGGGACACGCCAGGAAUCAUGUCCGACAAGAAGAGCACCGAACAGUACUACACGAGACCCCCGAAGCUUGGCAAAUGGGAGGGUUUCAAAGUGUUCUUAUGGAACUCAGAAACUCAUCAGUUUUUGGGCCGUACAGGUGCCAGUUGGGGAAAAAUUUUAUUAUUUUACAUUCUAUUUUACGCGGCUUUAAUUGGAUUCUUCGCCGCAAUGUUAACGGUAUUUUACCAAACCUUGGAUUCGAAAAAACCGAAAUGGCAACUAGACGAGUCAUUAAUCGGUAGUAACCCGGGAUUAGGAUUUAGACCAAUGCCACCGGACAGUAACGUCGAAAGUACAUUGAUCUGGUAUAAAGUGAGCGACAACAAAAGCGUGUCUCAUUGGACUAACGAAUUAGAAGAGUUUUUAAAAGUCUAUCAAGAUCAAACGCACGCCGUCGAAUGUAAUGGAAAUCGAAAACCGGAAGAGGGUAAAGUGUGCAAGGUCGAAUUCAACAUCGAUCCGUGCAUCCCGUCCAAGAAAUAUAAUUUUAACAGUUACCAAGGCGGGCCGUGCAUCUUUUUAAAAUUGAAUAAAAUUUACAAUUGGGAACCCGAUUAUUAUUCUAGUACUGAUUUACCGAAAAAUAUGCCUGAUGAUUUAAAAAAGCAUAUCGAAACACAAGCUAAUACAGAAAAUAAUCAAACAGUUUGGAUAUCUUGCGAAGGUGAAAAUCCGUCAGAUAAUGAAAAUAUCGGCUCAAUACAAUAUAAACCAGGACGAGGUUUCGGAAGCCAGUAUUUUCCAUUUAAAAAUGUUGAAGGUUAUUUAAGUCCUUUAGUAGCAGUUUAUUUCGAAAAACCAACACGUGGUGUUUUAAUAAAUAUUGAAUGUAAAGCUUGGGCGAAAAACAUACAUCACGAUCGCGUGGAUAAAAGAGGAUCCGUUCAUUUCGAAUUAAUGAUCGAUAACUAGUCUCCAAAAAUCCAAAAAAUAAGAGCCAAGUGAGCUACUGCCAUCUAAAAAAUCCUAAAAAAAUAAUACAGGAGCAAUACACAAUACACUUAAAAAAUAAAAUGGGAAAAUCAACCAUAAAAAACCAGAAAAAAAAAAUACAACGUUACCAUAAAAAUUUCUUUGCGUUUUUUGAUCUGAUGGAAGAAGAUAAUUUUAAAAAUAUUAAAAAAACAACCCAUGGUAGUAGAUGAAAAAGAUCGCAAUGAUCUUAGUUCUAGGAUUAGUUUUUCGAAUUUUCAACGAGGCGUUUCUUGAACUUGAUGAAUUAGUGAUCGGCUUCAGUACCAAAACUAUAAAAUUUAACAAGAAAAGUGAAUAAAUAAUACAAAAAAAUUAAAAUAAGUAAGAACCUUCGUAGAGAACCAGCUCAAGAGAGUGGACGAUUUAAUUUCCAUUCGAUCUCGCCAAUUUUAGCGAAAAUAUCACAGAUAAUAAAAUAAAUGGUAAAAAAACCAAACAUUGUUAAUGGGACUAUGUACUAAAUCUAAAAAUUUGUACGUGCUAUUUAAAGCCCGUACAUUUUUUGUCGUGUGAUAGAUAAAAAAUAACUAUUGUAUCGAAAAAAAAAAAAAAAAUCGGACGUAAAAAUGUUUUUUUAGGUUCUAGUUUGUAAAUAUGUUUUCUUAUGCGAGAUAAUUUGAUAGAUUUUUAAAAAUAAGCAAAAAUAGAUUUUUAUUCGCUUUCAUUUUGCUAUGAUUCUUAUUUCUUUUAUAACACACAGUAAAACAUCUGGUGAUGAUCACAGCAAAGGAAAAAAGAACCACAGGCGCUAAAAUAGACAUCUAAAUCAGCACAAUGCAUAAAAAGUAAAUACAAAAUAUAAAAAAAUAAAAAUAAAUUAAAAUGUUUUACUGCAUGUUGUCAAAAUGUUUAAAACAACACUUAAAAACAACUACAUACUGUUAAAGCUAUAGUAAAUUAAUAAAAAAAAAGAAAAAAUUGUUAAUAGAUAUUAAAUUAACUAAGUGUUAUCUGUCAUACAUAUAGUUUAGUAAGAAUAACUAUUACGAAGUAUCAAAAAAGAGGAAAAGAUUCAUUCAAGUAAAAUUUAAUCCAACAUCUUAAAAAAAAACAGUAGAGGAUUUAAUUUUUUUAUUUAUGUCAUUUACGCUAAAGCAGGAUCGAACAAGUAGUGUAUCACCAAUGAAAAAAAAAUUAAUAAUAAAUAAACGAAUCUCCCGUAUAAUAAAAAUUAAUUAUAACAAUUAUGGAUAAAAAAACAUAAAAAACAUGAUAAAAGUAUAAAUUUUCGUGUGGUCUACAGGUCAUUAGAUAAAAAAUAUCUAUGUUCUUGAUUCUAUUAUUGUGUGCAGAUGCGCGUCGCGCGUACAACAAAUUAUUUCAUGUAUGCUUAACGUAAAAGGUUUUUUAAAAAAUAAAACUUACAAACAAUAA